AUGGUGGUUUUGCAUCUGUUAUCGUAUGUUGGAGGAUUGGCAGCUUUCCUUUUUGUCACUCUCUCCCUUGCUAGUGGAUUAUUAUGGUUGGCAGAAUUGAUAGAAGAGCACUCUAGAUAUGCCAAAUCAAUAGGUAUCCGAGCUAUUUACUCCAUCAUCAUCCUACACAUUCUACUAGCAAUAACAGACGGUCUUCCUCUCCUCCACAUCAUAUUCUCCAUCUUCUGUCAUAUCGUCUAUCUCCAAAACUUCUCCUCCACAUGGCCAUAUAUCUCAUUGACCAGUAUCAAAUUCAUUGCAUCGUGUUGUCUCGUCGUGGCCGACCACUUCAUAUGGUUCUUCCACUUUGCUGCAAAAGCUCAAGAAGCGAAACGAUUCCGAAAGCCCACGUAUAGGUAUGGGACGGGAGUCAAAGAGGUGGAUUCGGUGGCUUUCAUGGAUGUGGCAGCUUUCUUCGCAGUUUGCGUUUGGUUUGUGCCUCUGUUCUUGUUUUUGAGUCUGAGUGCGAAUGAUAAUGCUCUUCCUUCAUUUGAUCACUCUGCUCCACCCAGUCCCGCACAAAGCGCAGUAGAUCUCUCCAGUCCCGGAACAUACGCGACCCCAUCCCGAUCUCGUUCCCGUGUUCCCGCUUCCACCUCUCUAGUCAAAUCCAUCCUCAUGCCCAUCCUCUCCGUCCUCCCUACUAUCCGUCGUCGAGGAGCAAAAAACGAAGAAGGUAUCAUCGCCCCUCGUACUCCUGUCAGAGGAUCACCCCUUCAUUCUCCCAUUCAAAUGCCCCCAUCAUACUUCCCAUGGGGUGACGAUUCCGGGAGUUCCAGCUCUGCUUUCACAUCAUCUGGUCUUACCCCCGAUACAGGUAUUGGGAUCUCCAGACCUGGAUCUGCUAAUCGACCGCGCAACACCCCACCCCCACCGAGGAGGGUACAAAGCGAAGCGGUUGGAUGUGAAGAAACCUAUGGGAAGAGGAGCGGCAGGAAGGUUAAUCCCGCAAAGACCGGACAGUCCUAG
Molecule: messenger RNA, 1008 nt
Organism: Tremella mesenterica DSM 1558
Lineage: Eukaryota; Fungi; Basidiomycota; Tremellomycetes; Tremellales; Tremellaceae
Exons: 5
Coding region: 1-1008 (335 amino acids)
Biological process (GO): endoplasmic reticulum to Golgi vesicle-mediated transport
Cellular component (GO): Golgi membrane; endoplasmic reticulum membrane; COPII-coated ER to Golgi transport vesicle
Molecular function (GO): COPII receptor activity
Source: RefSeq, a predicted model, not a curated record